AUGUCUCUUGGUGCGAGCUCCUCGGAGCAGUAUAUUAAUCUGAUACCACGCUACAUACGCGCUUUACGCCCUCGAUCGAGCAGCGUUCACGGCUGUCAAAGCUCCCGCCGCCAAUUUCACGACUACUUCGUCACCCGGCUACCCUCGAGUUCCCUCCACCCGGACUCGCGCUCGUCCACCGGCCUUGCCCACAAAUUUCCUCGCAAAGACAGCACACCGCAUACCGACGAUGGUCGCAAAGCCGCCCCGCUUCAUCAUCCGACGGCGAACCGAGAUACCACCACGGUUCGCAUCCCACUCAAGAGCGCCAAACAUCACUACGGGGCCGCCGUCAGUCGUGGCAGCAGGCCAUACAAUGAGGACAAUCACCAGGCCGGCGUCAUCGAGCUGCCAGCAUUUGCGAAGCGUCCACCGGUUAGUCUGCGCCUGGACAAGGCCAAAGAGGCGGAAAGUGCAGAUGGGGCUAGUGGCGAUCCGCAAAUUUUCUACUUCGGCGUGUUUGACGGACACGGUGGCGUGGAGUGCAGCGAGUAUCUCAAGGAGAGGCUACAUGAGUACAUUGAAGGAGCCGCGGUCGACUUUGACUUGCGGAGCAGUCUACAGGUAGGAGACCGUGCAGGCGGUGGCAAGAGCAAGGACAUUACGGCGGGCGAGGAGUACGACGCCGAGACUAUGAGGCGAGGCAAGGAAGCCCUUAAAAACGUGCUGAAGGGUGGCAAGGACACAGAGGAUGGCGACGGAGUGCCAAUCCCCAGCGAACCUACCCAAGUCGAAACCGGCAACUUCGAACGUAUGCAGAAGAUAGAGAAAGAGCUGAUUAAAGACUGGCGAGAACUGGUCUCAGGCUACUGGCGACGAGCAAAACCACCAUACUUCUCCAUCUUCAGCGACGUCGACGCCGGCGGCAUGAAGCGCAAAACUUCCACCUCCACCUCCACGACCACCAUCGAAGAAGUCCUCUCCUACUCCUUCCUCAAAGCCGACUUCGACUUCGUCUCCGCCCAAGCUGCCCUCGCCGAUCCCGACGCUGACUCCGUCCACUCCGAACGUCCCCUUAACGAUGGCGACAUCCUCGGCGUGCCUCACAAAGUCGCCUCCCACGUCAAAUCCAACACCGACACCCAGCGCUUCAAAGGCGGCAGCACCUGCUCCAUCGCCAUGGUCUCCACACCAUCACCAGUCCCCUUCUGGAAUCCCGCUUCAACGUCCACCCUCAUCGUCGCCCACGUCGGCGACACCCGCAUCCUGCUCUCCUCUACCGCCACCGGCUCCGCUCAUCCGCUAACAACAAACCACCACCCUUCCUCGCCCAUCGAAGCAACCCGCCUCCGCCGCUACGCCGCCACUUUCGUCACCGACUCCUUCGGCGAAGAGCGCAUCUCUGGCCUCGCCAACACGCGUGCUUUCGGCGACAUCGCCUCGAAACGCAUCGGCGUCAGCGCCGAGCCCGAGAUCACCCGUAUCGAACUGAGUCCGGCGGAGUACGCGUUCAUGGUGCUGGUAUCGGACGGCGUCAGCGGCACGUUGGGCGAUCAAGAGAUUGUGGAUAUUGUAAAGGAGGCAAGGACGGCGGAGGAGGCGGCGAGAAGAGUUGUGGACUUCGCGACCGAGGUCAGUCAAGAUGGGGAUAAUGCGACGUGUUUGGUCGUCAGGUUGGGUGGAUGGGAGAGGAGGCAGGAGGGUGGAGUUGGGAGUUUGGGGACGAAGGAGGCCAGGGACUUCAAGCGGGAGCAGGCCAGUGAUCCGCGGACAACGUCGACCUUCGAGAUGACCUCUUCAAUCCGGGCACCGCAGUGGGACAAGCCGGCACCGACGCUCGCCUCAAUGCCCACUGAAAUCCUCGAUCGAAUCUUUCGCGCCGUCGUUCCUGGAUAUUGGGUGUACUGUGGCUCCUACGACCAUGGCACAAUCAGACUAGCAUGGUCGCCUAGAUGGAUUCCGGGUCUACGAGUCAUCUCCAAGCGUUUCAAAAAGAUCAUCGAUCCAAUUCUGCUCAACUCCCGCUGGCUAGGUUAUCCGUCGCAUUUAGCCGACCUGUACGAGGCGUUGGCACAACAACCUUGGGAGGAGCGUCCGCGUCGACAAGUGAAGGGCUGUCGCAACGAUGAGAAGUAG
Messenger RNA from Cyphellophora attinorum, 2115 nucleotides. RefSeq lists its product as uncharacterized. The coding region runs from base 1 to 2115 and encodes 704 amino acids. Lineage: Eukaryota; Fungi; Ascomycota; Eurotiomycetes; Chaetothyriales; Cyphellophoraceae. The record is from RefSeq and is a predicted model, not a curated record. Gene Ontology annotation, biological process: protein dephosphorylation. Gene Ontology annotation, molecular function: protein serine/threonine phosphatase activity; cation binding. The transcript has 4 exons.